This is a messenger RNA of Rhizoctonia solani, 1932 nucleotides long. RefSeq names its product MYND Zn-finger protein. The record is from RefSeq and is a predicted model, not a curated record. The coding region runs from base 1 to 1932 and encodes 643 amino acids. Lineage: Eukaryota; Fungi; Basidiomycota; Agaricomycetes; Cantharellales; Ceratobasidiaceae. The transcript is spliced from 7 exons.
AUGGCUCGGUCAGAUCUGUCCCGCAAGAUUGAGCAAGCUAGCGAUUAUGUCCAAAUGGUUAAUAUUUUGUUGAAGGAGCUGAAACUACCUGACCCGACAAAGCGGCAAGGUCUGAAGCGGUUCGCUAUCAAUUAUUCGCAGUACAGCAGGAAGAUAAACGCGUGUUACGACGCGCACAAUCAACCCGCUCAUAAGGAUUAUCUCGUCCUUGCAGUGAUUGUAAAUCUAUGGGCGAAACUUGGUGUUGAUAUGGUACUAAGAGACCGAAUUAUUGCCGACGGCAUCAUCGAGCGCAUGGCGGUAUUGCUUCAGGAGGGUCCCGAUGACACACGCCAGUCGGUAUUAUUUGCAUUGUCUACCCUAACGCACCACGGUGGAGAACAUGCACGCAAGAUGAUUGCCGUACUUACAGUCCCAGCCAUCAUCGACUUGCUUGACACACCCAAUUGCCGUGCACGAGUCGCCGAACUUGGGAUUGCAGUCUUAGCUCACUCUAUGGGUGCUGCCAUCACGGAGGGUGAACCACAUUUCCAUGAAGGGGCGGAAGUUAUCAUUCCAGCUGCUUUGCGGAGCAUCGAUGGGGUACGGAUGUUAUCUACUAUUACUGAGGCAAUACGUCGACCAGACGCCGAUGAAGAGCUUGUAUCCCAUGGGCUCGAUCUCCUACGUACCCUCGCAUUCUCCUACCGUAAGCCCCUACUCGAGACCUCGGCCGAACGUCCGCUUGUUGCUGCACUUGCCAGUCCAAAUCUCGAUGUCCGUCUACUUGGUUUAACUGGACUUCUCAGACUUGGGUCAUCCGUAACUGAGCGAGAAGCAUUUUACCCAAAGCUCAUGGAGGCUAUGCGUAACCAGUAUGGUGGUCUCGAAGGCGGGAUGAUUGCUGAAUUAGCAGAGGAUGGUAUGGGAAUGGGAUUCGAAACCAUGGUCAACGGGGACUCUGGAGACCCCCUACAAACUGGCCGAGACCUGUGCAAAUCAAUUAUGGAAAAGGAAUUCUCUUUAGGUGCUGGUUCCUAUAUGGGAUGGGAGAACCCUUCAGACGCACAUCUUCCAGCUGUGAUCGAAAUCAAGCUUGCGAUAGCAACUGGUGACAGACAUCGAAUAUGGUCCUUAGGUGACGCUGCGAUGCAACGGUUCCCCGACGUUGGAUUCUUCUAUUAUGCACGCUCUAUUUGGACGGAGGACCCCCGUCUUGCACUGCGCUUGGCUAAAAAGGGACUGGCAUGCUCUGACUUGACGGAUUAUAUUAAACGUGGGCUAUUAUUCAAGAGCGCUGACGCAGGGUACGAAAUGACGGUGGAUGGGGGGCCUCUUGAGAUCGCUCAGCCCGGAUCUCCUGCAUGGCGCGAAGGAGUAGCCAUCUUACAUUGCGCUCAGGAGGAUGCGAGGGCUUACAUCGAAAUGACCCCUAUGGAUCAAAGGAAUAUGAAGACGGCAAUUUAUAACUACAUUGCUAUCACCCUUUUAUUGGAAGGUGAUCAGAUAUUCAAAGACAUAGAGAAAAUUAGGCCCUACGUCGAGAAGCUUUCUAUUGCUGAACAAAUAUCUUCUGUCAUCCAACCUCUUGCCAAAACACAACGCAAACUUGCGAUUGAUACUAUUAUUCCUUUGUUCGCGAAACCCAUGAAGAACUGGCGUACCGUGAUCUCUCGUCUAGAUAAACCCAGCAGAGGGCACCACCGCCACUCCCAUCUCACCGAAGACGACCCUGAUCACAUUCUUGCCAAUUGGCUUGCACGAACACAAUUUGACGACGAAGAUGCGGCUCAAACUGAAUUCGCGGAUAUCAAUGCUCCGGACGACACAUCCUACGGGACAGCCUUGGCGGAUGUACUCGUCUAUCGGUGCUCCUUGUGUGGAAAUCCCAGCGCUUCGUUGAAGAGGUGUGCGAGGUGCAAGAGUGUGAGGUACUGUGAUGAUGUUUGUUGA